CUUACGCGAACGACAAUUUAAUGCGGAUUCAACUUACGCGAACGGCAGCGAAGCCAAAGCCUCGUCUCCUUCAACAUCAAGAGAAUUUUUUUCUUUUAGUUAAUUAUUAGUUUCUUUUUUGUCUUUUUUUUCUCUUCGAUUUUCCGAGAGGAUUUAAGGAGGGGAUAAAGAGGGUGAUUAUGAGUUUUCUCGGCGACGCGAUGCCUUCAGCCCCACUCACAGGCAAGGAAAUAGUUGGCACAGGAGUCAGUGUCAAAGAAGAGCUCAGCGAAGAUGUCACCGAAGAUACAUGCCUGGAAAUUAAAGAGGAGCUGCUUGAUUAUGGAGAUGAAGCGAGAAAUGAUGUGUGUAACAUGAAUUUAAUACAUGAAAGUCAUUUCUUUCAUAACCUUCCUGAUCUAAGACAUGAGGCACAUGCAAAAGACUUAUGUAACUUGGUUCAGGAUUGUAAUGACAUGUUAAAAGUGUCAUUUGGGGCUAAGGACUGUGGGAAGACGUGUUCAUCAGAUGGGGUUCAAGUGAUGUACGAGGGAAGACUGAAGGAGGAUACACAACUAAAAUUGGAAUCCACAAGGAAAUGUUUUGCAUGUCAGGUGUGUGGCAAGGAAUUGUCUAAAGAGAGUCACAUCAGGAUUCACAUGAGAGUCCACACAAAGGAGAAGCCAUACAACUUUGAUAUUUACAAUAAGACACUCCCAUCCAAAAGUGAUCUAGAAAGGCACGAGAUCUGCGAGAUUUGCAACAAUGCAUUCUCGUGUAAAAAGAAUCUGUUGAGGUACAUGAGGACACAUACAAAGGAGAAGCCAUACAGAUGUGAGAUUUGCAAUAAGGCCUUCUCUGAGAGAGGUAACUUAUUAGCGCACAUUAGAGUUCACACCAAGGGUAAGCCAUACAACUGCAAGAUUUGCAACAAUACAUUCUCAUGGAAAAAGAAUCUGUUGAGGCACAUGAGAACACAUACAAAGGAGAAGCCAUACAGCUGUGAGAUUUGCAAUAAGGCCUUCUCUGAGAGAGGUAACCUAGUAGCGCACAUUAGAGUACACACCAAGGAGAAACCAUACUGCUGUGAGAUUUGCAACAAGGCCUUCUCAUAUAAAGGUAGUCUAGAGAUUCAUAUGAGAAGGCAUAGAAAGGAGAAGACAUACAUAUGUGAAAUUUGCAAUAAGGCCUUCUAUUUGAAAAGCCAUGUAGUAAGGCAUAUGAGAGUGCAUACAAAAGAGAAACCAUACAGCUGUGAGAUUUGUAAUAAAAAAUUCUCACAAAAAUCUGUUCUAGUAAUCCACAUGAGAGUACACACAAAAGAGAAGCCAUACAGCUGUGAGAUUUGUAAUAAACACUUCUCAAAUAUAUCUAACCAAAUACAACAUAUGAGAGUACAUACGAAGGAGAAGCCAGACAGCUGUGAGUUUUGCAAUAAGGGUUUCUCACAGACAUCUAGUCUAGUCAGACAUAUAAGAGUACAUACAAAAGAGAAGCCAUACUGCUGUGAGAUAUGUAAUAAGGCCUUUGCUUUGAAAGGUAAUUUAGUAAGGCACAUGAGAGUACAUACAAAGGAUAAGCCAUAAGCCAGAUGCAUCUUAGACAUUAAAAGUUAUCUUUUUCUGAUUUGUGUUGUAUAUGUUAUUCUUAAUAUGUAGUUUUGUCAAGUUUUAUCAAGUUUUAGUCGUUAUGACUUGUGUUUAGUCUCCAUAGAGUUUAUCCACAUGCACUGCUGUCAUUGACCAGGGGUGAUUAGAAAGAUGGCCACGAAUGUCCACAGUCUUCAAAGAAGAUGCUCCUCCCCCUCAUCAAUAAAGUCACAGAUGUGAAAGGCAUUGGCUGAUUUAUACACGAGUGUUCUGACUUAUAGCAUGAUUUUAGAUCAAGAUUACAGGAGGAAACUUUUUGUAUUUUAUAUAAGGCAGUAUAUAUAUAUUUUAUUCUAUUUACUUAUUUUUUUAAGGAAAUGUAAGUUGAUUCAAGUUAGUAAUUUUUAUAUCUAAGAGUCAACAUGCACAAACACACACAGAUAUUUCCAUCUGUGUAUCUGUUUAUCUGUGUAUGUCAUGAAAUAUAUUCAUCGGCAAUCAUAUCUUUCUCAUACCAUAAGAAAGAAUUUAGGAUGACUUAUUGUUAGGAUCUUUAAAUAGGCAUGAAUGAAAAGGAAUAUAUAUACCACAUGAGAUAUAUUUGAAAGCUGCAUUACAUCUUUAGAAAUACAUCAGUAUAUCUAAUUCAGAUAUAAUCAAAGUGCAUUAAAAGCCUUUGUUGCAUGUGAAGCUAUCA
Penaeus monodon (black tiger shrimp) is the source of this 2265-nucleotide messenger RNA. Its product is annotated as zinc finger protein OZF-like. Lineage: Eukaryota; Metazoa; Arthropoda; Malacostraca; Decapoda; Penaeidae. Gene Ontology annotation, biological process: regulation of transcription by RNA polymerase II. The record is from RefSeq and is a predicted model, not a curated record. The coding region runs from base 180 to 1565 and encodes 461 amino acids. The transcript has 2 exons. Gene Ontology annotation, molecular function: DNA-binding transcription factor activity; RNA polymerase II cis-regulatory region sequence-specific DNA binding.